AUGGCAGAAGAAGUGAUCCUUUUAGAUUACUGGCCUAGUCCGUUCGGAACAAGGGCACGAAUCACACUUGCUGAAAAGGGAAUCAGUUACACCCACAAAUUCGAGGAAUUGCCCAAUAAAAGUCCUUUGCUUUUGAAAAUAAACCCGGUUCAUCAUAAGGUGCCAGUUCUUGUUCAUAAUGGUAAACCGGUUUGUGAAUCAGAUAUCAUUAUUCAGUAUAUUGAUGAAUUCUGGAAUCAGAGUUUUCCCUUAUUGCCCUCUGAACCUCACCAGAGAGCUAAGGCUAGGUUCUUGGUUGACUUCAUCAACAAGAAGAAUAAGCCUGAUCUUUCGGAAACAAAGAUAAGAGUCUCAUCUUCGUCAACGAACUGGCCGUUAAAAUUAACGGAGGAACCAUCGGUAAGGCCGUGCUCAAUGGGAUAUUGGGUACUAUGGAGUGGAGAAUCAAGGAAAGAAAAGGGAGAUUUGAGGGAGAAGAUAUCGAAGCCCUGGGAAAUGGUAUCUGUUGUUAAAGAGAAAUAUGAGCUGCAAUUGUAG
Nicotiana attenuata is the source of this 537-nucleotide messenger RNA. RefSeq names its product glutathione S-transferase U22-like. The transcript is spliced from 3 exons. Gene Ontology annotation, biological process: glutathione metabolic process. The record is from RefSeq and is a predicted model, not a curated record. The coding region runs from base 1 to 537 and encodes 178 amino acids. Lineage: Eukaryota; Viridiplantae; Streptophyta; Magnoliopsida; Solanales; Solanaceae. Gene Ontology annotation, molecular function: glutathione transferase activity. Gene Ontology annotation, cellular component: cytoplasm.